GGACAGCGGGGCCUGGCGCCGAGACGCCGCUUAGCGGCCGCCACUGGAGACACUCCCUCCCGCCGCCCCCUCCUCCUGCCGGCGGCGGAGUGAGGCUGACGAGGGGGAACAGGGAGCCCCCUCUCCUUCUGGCGGCGGCAGCGGCCGAUCCCCGGCUCGGGCGCGAGGGGCGGCCGCGAUGCGCUCGUCCUGAGGCAGUCGGCUCGGCCCUUCCUCGCUUCCCUUGACUGUUCCACGGCGUCUCUGCGGCCCGGCGUCAUCCCGCGAGUCCCUGUGACAGGAGGGAAGAUGGCUGCAUUGAGCUCACCGAGCUGGCUGGACGAGCUGGCCCGGCAGGCCGAGGAGGGCUCGGCCCGGCUGCGGGAAAUGCUCUCGGUCGGCCUAGGCUUUCUCCGCACCGAGCUGGGCCUCGACCUGGGGCUGGAGCCGAAGCGGUACCCGGGCUGGGUGAUCCUGGUGGGCACGGGCGCGCUCGGGCUGCUGCUGCUCCUCCUGCUCGGCUACGGCUGGGCCGCGGCUUGCGCCGGCGCCCGCAAGAAGCGGAGGAGCCCGCCCCGCAAGCGGGAGGAGGCGGCGGCCGCGCCGGCCCCGGCCCCUGACGAUCUGGCGCAGCUGAAGAAUCUCCGGAGCGAGGAGCAGAAGAAGAAGAACCGGAAGAAACUGCCCGAGAAGCCCAAACCAAAUGGACGGACUGUUGAAGUGGCUGAGGAGGAAGUUGUCCGAACUCCUCGAAGUGUAACAGCAAAGCAGCCAUUAGAGACAGACAAGAAAAAUGAAAAGUCAAAGAAAAAUAAGAAGAAAUCAAAGUCAGAUGCUAAAGCAGUGCAAAACAGUUCACGCCAUGAUGGAAAGGAAGUUGAUGAAGGAGCCUGGGAAACUAAAAUUAGUCACAGAGAGAAACGACAGCAGCGUAAACGUGAUAAGGUGCAGACUGAUUCUGGUUCAUUGGAUUCAACUAUCCCUGGGAUAGAAAAUACCAUCACAGUUUCCACCGAGCAACUUACAACUGCAUCAUUUCCUGUUGGUUCCAAGAAGAAUAAAGGUGAUUCUCAUCUAAAUGUUCAAGUUAGCAACUUUAAGUCUGGAAAAGGAGAUUCUACACUUCAGGUUUCUUCAGGAUUGAAUGAAAACCUCACUGUAAAUGGAGGAGGCUGGAAUGAAAAGCCUAUAAAACUCUCCUCACAGAUGAGUCCAGGUGAGGAGAAGUGGAACUCUGUUUCACCCACUUCUUCAGGCAAGAGGAAAACCGAGCCGUCUGCUUGGGGUCAAGACACUGGAGAUGCUAAUGCAAAUGGAAAAGACUGGGGAAGAAGCUGGAGUGACCGUUCAAUAUUUUCUGGCAUUGCUGCUUGGUCUAGUGUGGAUAGGGGAAUGAAUACCUCUGAACAGAAUUCUGCUUCUUUUGCAUCUCUCACACUUAACUCUGCUGUUUCUGGGUCUACUGCUGAGCCAGUUUCUCAGUCUACCACUUCUGAUUAUCAGUGGGAUGUUAGCCGUAAUCAACCCUAUAUCGAUGAUGAAUGGUCUGGGUUAAAUGGUCUGUCUUCUGCUGAUCCCAGCUCUGAUUGGAACGCGCCAGCAGAAGAGUGGGGGAAUUGGGUAGAUGAAGAAAGAGCUUCACUUCUGAAGUCCCAGGAACCAAUUCCUGAUGAUCAAAAAGUUUCAGAUGAUGAUAAAGAAAAGGGAGAGGGAGCUCUUCCAACCGGGAAAUCUAAAAAGAAAAAAAAGAAAAAGAAGAAGCAAGGUGACGAUAACUCUCCUGCACAGGACACAGGAGAAUUGGAAAAAGAGAUUAGAGAAGAGCUUCCAGUGAAUACCUCUAAAGUCCGUCCAAAACAAGAAAAACCUUUUUCUUUGAAGACCAUAAGCACUAGUGAUCCAGCUGAAGCACUCAUCAAAAAUAGCCAGCCUAUCAAGACUCUUCCACCUGCUAUUUCUACCGAGCCAUCUGUUACUUUGUCAAAAAACGAUUCUGACAAGAGCUCUUCCCAAGUGCCACCGAUGCUACAAGAGACAGAUAAAUCCAAGUCGAAUACUAAGCAAAAUAGUGUGCCUCCUUCACAGACCAAGUCUGAAACUAGCUGGGAAUCUCCCAAACAAAUAAAAAAGAAGAAAAAAGCCAGACGGGAAACGUGAAUAUUUUUUUUCCUGAAUUGGACAUGUGUUUGCAAACACUGUCUUGAAGAUUAUGCUGUUUAUGCAAUAAUUUGUGAACAUGUACAGAGUUUUAUAUAAAUUUAAACCAAUUUUUAAAACAAAACUGUGAACACAACCACCAUAAAAAUGGAAUCAAAGGAAAGUUAAUUUAUGAAAUUAAGAGGUCAGCAGAAUAUACUACAGUGCUGGAAGACACUUGGGGAAAGUCUUUUCAAUUUAACAAGAACGAUCCUAACUUAAGAAUAUUAUCCUGGUUUUACAGCAGUGCCCUGUUUACAACAGAUUGUGCCCUAUCUCAUCUGCAGCCGAGGAAUAAAGGAUUCUGAUUAGAGAGAUGGUUGCCUGCAAAUUGCUAGGCAGCUUCUUGGAUCUUAUGCACAGAACUUAUACCAUUUGUUUUAUGCUUAAAUCAAAGUGCUUUGAUCAAAUGCAUAAUCUGCCAUAUCUUUACAUAUUUGUUGGUAGCAAUUUGUAUUAAAGGAAUCACAAGUGCAAAUAAAGUCAUUUAAUGUUUGUUUAACUAAACUGUCAUGGUUUAGUUUACAGUUUUUAAAAAGUUCUUAAUUAAAACAUUGAAAAUGCAGUAGACACUUGUAUGGCUUAUGAACUUAUUUUUGAUAGUCUUACAUUACUUGAAUUGUUCAAAGUACAGUAUAUUUUAAAUUAAGAAAGGUAAACUAUAUGUAUUUGUUUUAUACUUUUAAGAUUCAGACUCACAAACAAUGCUCUUGUUUAUGAUUUAAGAACUUUCAGGCAAAAUCCAACUUACAUUUUUCCUUUCCCUAGCAAUUACUUUUUUCCAGUGUCAACUCUUCUUCGUUACUGAUACUUUUUGACUUCAAAAAUAAAAUCUUUCACAAACUAGUUGUACAAACAGAAUUGUGAGUAUAUGAUGGAGAAUGAAAAACUAGAGUCAGACAGCUUUAAUUGACAUUGUCAAGACCUCCAGUUAUCAGGAAUACAUUUUUUUACUGCCUUAACCUGUAGUGAGUAGAAUAUGCAUCAAUUUCUUGAAGGGGAUUCAUGUUUUUAUAAGAGUUUUCAUGUAAUUAUUGCAAUUGUGAUCAAAUAAGGAACGUUUCCUGCUUGAAACUGUAUUGAUUUAAAUGAUGUGUGAGAUGUUUCACCAUUUUCAGGCACUGUGUAAUUUUAUUGUAAUAAACUGGCAGGUAUCUUUGUAAUUAUAAAUAGUGCAUGCUCAGCCAUGUACACUGUAAAUAGCCUUUACCAAAUGUGUUUGACAAGGACCAUAAUUAACAUCACUUAGUGAAUUGUGAUAAAGAAAAAAAGCCAUGAUUUAUUGGAUGUGAUUGGCUUAAUUGUUUUUAUGUGGCACCAAGAAUGAAACCGUUUAACAGCUGUAACCAAUGGUACUGAUCUAUCCAUCCAAUGUUGUCUUUAUUAUAUUUGUGGUUUGAUAGUAUUGCAUUGUCAGACUAGGAAAGCUAAAGAAACAAAAUGGUUUUAGUUUUGCUGAAGACUGGCCUUAUUAAUGGACAGCUUUCCUAACAAAUGAUUAUUAACUUUUAUCAGAUUUAACAUCUGUUUCAGGAACAUGGCAGUAUGUUUACAUGUCUGAAGUUUUGUUUAUGAUAUUUCUAAAUUGAUUUGUUUAAAUAAAUUCAGCAAAUGGA
Equus quagga is the source of this 3791-nucleotide messenger RNA. RefSeq names its product metadherin (gene MTDH). Gene Ontology annotation, cellular component: nucleus. Gene Ontology annotation, biological process: regulation of transcription by RNA polymerase II; positive regulation of canonical NF-kappaB signal transduction; negative regulation of apoptotic process. The transcript has 13 exons. Bases 289 to 2136 code for a protein of 615 amino acids. The record is from RefSeq and is a predicted model, not a curated record. NCBI's taxonomy places the organism in Eukaryota, Metazoa, Chordata, Mammalia, Perissodactyla, Equidae. Gene Ontology annotation, molecular function: transcription coregulator activity; NF-kappaB binding.